Microthlaspi erraticum is the source of this 1932-nucleotide messenger RNA. The record is from the annotation of a GenBank genome assembly. Lineage: Eukaryota; Viridiplantae; Streptophyta; Magnoliopsida; Brassicales; Brassicaceae.
AUGAUGAAGGAGGACGAAGCAGUAACAUCGAACGCCAUGAACGACGACGAUACCACCAAUAUCUACAGUUGCAGUGGUGGUUCUGAUAACAAUCGUAUCGGAGACGAUAACUAUCAUCACAAUAAGAUCAGUCAAGUAUGGGGAACGUGGGAGGAGCUCGUGUUAACAUGCGCCGUUGAACGCCAUGGUGAUACCGAUUGGGAUUCCAUCGCCAAGGAGGUUGGCUCCCGGAGCUCUCUCAGCGCCUCCGCCCCGAAUUGCCGGCUUAAGUACCAAGAUCUCAAGCGUCGGUUCCAAGAUUCCGGCGGCGGCGACGGAGAAGGAGAUGGAAAUAGCGAAGUCGGUGAAAUCACCUGGCUCGAGGAGUUGCGGAGUAUUCGUGUCGCGGAGCUCCGGCGAGAGGUUCAGCGGUGUGACGACUCCAUACUGUCGCUUCAGUUAAAAGUUAAGAAAUUGAAGGAGGAGGAAGACGGAGGUGAUGGAGACGGUAAACCAGAUCUGGAGGACGACUCUAAGGGAGUUAGAUCGCGGAACGACGAAACUAAACCGGCGAAGCUAAACCGGGAAACGACGGAGUCUGGCCGGGACGAUAGGUCGAUGAACGAGUCGAACUCGACAGCCUCCGUCGAUCACGAGCGGCUAGGCGGGAAUAAAAAGGUUCAGGCUGGCGAGAAUUCGAUAAUUCCACAUCCCGAUCCGGUUAAGAAGGCGGCGGCGGCGGAGGAGGAGGAAGAAGGGACGGUUAGUAGAAGAUCGGGAAUGAGUCAGUCAGGCGAGUUGGGGGAAUCAGGAACGUCCACAGGUCAUGGGAGGAGGAGAGUACAGAAGUACAAGAGCGGUGGGGAUAGCAGUAUCCGCGGCGGAAGCGGUGGUGUAAUCAAAUCGGCCGGCGGUAAAUUACAACCGUUGAUUGAAAUCAUUAAGCUGAUUCGGUCUCAUCCGCGUGGUUCUGUGUUCGAAUCCCGGCUUCGGAGCCAGGAGACAAAGGAUUACAAGAGAUUGAUAAGGCAGCAUUUGGACAUAAAGACAAUAGAGAAGAAGAUGGAGAAAGGAUCCUAUGUUUCUUCAAGUCUCCCCUUUUACAGAGACCUCAAGCUUCUCUUCACAAACGCCAUUGUUUUCUUUCCUCCAUCUUCCUUAGAGUCCAAGGCUGCACAAGAGCUAAGAACACUCGUGUCCAACGAAAUGAUGAGACGCGCCGGAAAAUCGGGUCGUAGUGUCGUCAAAGCAGAGGCUGAAUCAUCGGUUUCUAGACAGAAAUCCUCUGUUCCUCCUCUUGUUGUCUGUAAGAAGAAGAGUCCUGCUACUAAAAUGACGUCUCCUUCUUCAAGCCUUAAACAAAAAGAUGAGAAGAAAUCUCAGGAAGUUUCGGAGGAGAAGACUACUGGUGCAAGAAGCUCGAGGAGAAAAACGAGAAAAGUUAUCGAUGUUGUUCUCAAAGAUACCAAGACGAAAAGAGCCAAGAAUAAUAACAAGAAACAAACAGAUUCGAAAACAGGCUCAUCCAAUGAUGAUGAGGAUGAGGAGGAGAGUCAUAAAACAGAGAAGAAGAAGAAGACAGUAGGAGUAGCAUCAGAGAAGAAGAAGUCAGUAGGAGUACCAUCAGAUAAGAAGAAGAGCGUGGCUGAUUUCUUGAAGAGAAUAAAGAAGAACUCUCCUCAGAAAGGAAAAGAAACAACGAAAAAAGAUCAGAAGAAGAGCGACGUAAACGUUAAGAAAGAGAACAGUAAAGCAGCGAAACCGAGGGAAUUGAGGAGUAACAGUACGGUUAAAAAGAAGGCUGAGGUAGAGAAUAAUAAGAGCAAGAGUGCCGUGAAACGAAAGCAAACUAAAAAAGAAGCAGAGGAAGUGACGGCUGCAGCUACAAGAAAACGAGGGAGGGAAUCAGCAAAAGACGAUAAACAACAGCCAAAGAAAAGAGGUAGAAGAUGA